Molecule: messenger RNA, 1329 nt
Organism: Thermothielavioides terrestris NRRL 8126
Lineage: Eukaryota; Fungi; Ascomycota; Sordariomycetes; Sordariales; Chaetomiaceae
Exons: 3
Coding region: 97-1254 (385 amino acids)
Biological process (GO): mRNA splicing, via spliceosome
Cellular component (GO): spliceosomal complex
Source: RefSeq, a predicted model, not a curated record
GACCGGAAGCUGGAUCCAAACAUAAUUGAACGCCACCUCCUGCACAACAUCAUCAUCCAUUGCCGCCGAGCAAUAAUCAGCGGCCAUCAGCCCAACAUGCAGACGGUCAACGACGGGGGAGAGGCUACGCCUCCGGUCCUAUUUCGGUCGGGAAAGAAACGAAAGAUGUAUCGCCUGCGAGCGGACCAGCCGAUCGAUGAGAGCAACGGCGGAGCCGCCACCGAGACUGGCCCCGCCGCAUCCUCUACCACACAUGCCGCGUCUGCCAACUACGACGAGAACGACGAAGGUCUUUCAGUCGCCGAGGUGCUGCGUCUGCGGAACGCGCGCAAACAUCGGUCUGGUGGCGUCGGUUUCCGGGCAGGACCGUCCUCCCAUGGCGACGAGCCGGCGACAGGCGAGCAGGACUCGGAACAGAGCGUCGUCCUACACGGCAGCGCAGAUGCCCAGCAGGGAGCGGAAGCUGCGCUCAUCGGCGGCAUCUCGAAACGAUUUGCGCCGCAAACGGGGCUGGUUGGCGAGUUGGUCAACAAACACAUGGAGGAGUACGUAGAAUCCGAGUUAGCUAGGCGCAUGCGGCACGCCGCAGAAGCCGCCGCCCAGCAGGAAGCGCAAGAGCGGCAGCAGAUGCACAGCGGCAGCACUACAUCUACGACCGACGGCCAGCCGGGGCCUAGCUCAGCAGGUCCCGACGGGCAAGCCGAUUCCCAGCGGGUACUGCAAGGCCGAAUUCUCGAGAUCGACCUCGGCGAAGAAGCCCGCGCGCGGAACGUCGCCAUGACCGAACGCGCGCGAAGGCGGCUGGAAGGUCAGAUCGAGGAGGAAGAGCUCGACGAGAGCAAAGGACAGUCUGGGAAAGCCCGUCUCGGGAGGGACGGCAAGCCACUGCGGUCGAGAAAUCGUCGCGGGAGUGACGAUAUCAAGCGCGACCAGCUCGUCGAGGAGUUCCUGAGCGAGAACAGGCUCAGCUUGUACGACAACCAAUCCGAGCAGGCCGCCAACCCGGCCAGCGUCGAAGAGGAAGAUGUUGCUGCCGAUGACCGGAUCGCCGAGGAGUUCCGGCGCGAAUUCAUGGAGGCCAUGGCGCAGCGGAACCGGAGGCGAAGACCGGCGCAUCCUGCCAAACCCGGAGCCAAGAACGCCAGGAACAAGGACGAGAUCCUCCGGGGCCCGAAGCUGGGAGGAAGCCGGAACGACCGAGCAGCCAUGCGGGAUCUGUUGCUGAAGGAGCAGGUGAACAAGAAAAAGAGGUAAAGCCUGGGCUACCUUGUCAUGGCUCGGCCAGACUUGGGUCGGACCUCGACAACCCGACUCCCGACUGCCAUGGCG